UAUUAAUGGACCAACCGUCGUUUCUAACGCGUGUUUUCAUUUGUCAAUUUGAAUGCGAAGCUAGAUUGAAAAUAUCUCUUCGUAAUUACUGUCGGAGGCAAUUAAAACUAUUACGAUGAUAGAAAUUAUGCAUUCGUGCGUUGUAAUAUUGUUAGAAGAAUAAAUUGUUUAGAGUGUGAGAGCUACGAUUUAUUCAAUUUAAGUAUAAAUUCUUAAAAAUUUGACAAAUCCGUCAGCAACAGCCAUAAGAAUUAUUGACCAAUCAGCGCGCUGCUUCCUGAAAACAAAAAUUAGCGCGAAUUCGAAGAAGUCGUGAGAACUUGUUGUGGAAAGAUCUUCACCAACAAGUUGCCAAAAAAACGCAUAGAAAUAUCUAUCUUCCUCUUCAUUUAUUUUGAUUAACUACUGUUACUUAAAUGGCAUUUUCAAGUCCCAGACCGACACCGAAGUUUUUCACAGAAACUGCAACAUUUAGUACAAAGAAAGCUAGGGGCACACCUCGUGAUUCAUUGCCACCAAAACCUCCUGUGAAGAGUGCACCUCCAUUCAGCCGAAUAUUUGCCCUUCGUUUGCAACAGAAAGCAUUACCUGUAUCAUUCCAUAAAACAAACAACACUUUACUGAAUCCAAACUAUGAUGAACAUAACAAGGAACCUUACUUCAAUCAGUGCUUUGAGGUGGUCUCAAAGAUUGGAGCUGGUUCAUUUGGAGAGGUGUACAAAGUUCGGAGCAAAGCAGAUGGUCAAUACUAUGCUGUUAAAAAGUCUAGAGAAGCAUUUCGUGGAGAAUCAGAUCGGAAAAGAAAACUUGAAGAAGUGGCCAAACAUGAGAAGUUACGCCACCAUCCAAACUGUGUGAAGUUUUGUCAAGCCUGGGAAGAAAUGGGCAGGCUGUACAUGCAGAUUGAACUAUGCAAAACAAGCCUCUAUGAUUUUGCUGAGAAAAAUCACAAUAUUUCUGAAACAUUGAUAUGGAAAUUCCUUGUAGAUUUAUUAAUGGCUUUGAAGCAUCUUCAUGUUCAUAACUUGGUCCACAUGGAUAUAAAAUCAGAGAACAUUUUCCUAUCGUUUGAUGACAUCUGUAAACUUGGUGAUUUUGGUCUUGUCCUAGAUGUUAGCAAGGGUUAUGACAUAUCUGAUGCUCAAGAAGGUGACCCUCAAUAUUUAGCACCUGAGUUGCUUGAAGGAAAGUUUGGUAAGCCUGCAGAUAUAUUUAGUCUUGGCAUGACCAUUCUAGAACUAUCUAGUGAUCUAGAUCUACCCAGAGGUGGUGAGGGUUGGCACAUGCUGAGACAUGGUCAAAUUCCUGAAGAAUUUCUUCAAGGUCGGUCAUUUGAUCUGAAGUAUGUGAUUCGACAAAUGCUGGAUCCUGACCCAACCAGUCGACCAAUAGUUGAACAACUUUUAGCUUUCCCUUGUGUCAGAAAAGUUUACAAGAAACGGAUCAGAGAAUAUAUGAUAAGUAAUAUUGUAUCCAAUGCUGUACAUAUAAUGAAUUCCGUUAUGGCUUUUCUCUUCAUGUUGCUCACCUUAAUAUUUACUUAUCCAUUCUCAAAACUGCUUUACAAGGUGGCUUGCCCAGUGACAUCACCUAUGAAUGCCACUAACCCAGAACUCAACCUUGUAGACUAUACUGUGUCAGAUGAUGAAACCUUUGAUGUUGAUGUUUCAAGUGAUUCUUAUGGAGUCCCACUGGAUAACUCUAAUUCUGCAGAAAGCUGUUUUGAAGGUGAUACUAGUGGUUGUGGUGCUUUUGAUGAACCCGUCGACAACCGGUGUUUUGGGCGGAACCAUAAGCAAAAAGCAUACACAACUCCAAUACUUCACCGAAAGAGGAUGUUGUUUCACAAUUCCUCAAAGUCAGCAUCUCCAGGUUUCCCACGGAAGUUGGAUCUUGUGUCUUCCUCUUCACCAAAACCUGUUAAUACUGUAAUGGAGGGUGACGGCAAGGAAAACCGACCAGCCAUACCAGUUCUGCUGCUUGAUGAAGUACGGCCAAUUGAGCCAAGAAACUUACUGGGGAUGUUUGAUGCUGCCUGUGAAGAAGAACUCUAAUAUAUAUAUAUAUACACACACUCAAACUCACACAUUUUUUUUCCUCAUGAAAGACUUUAUUCCAUCUCAAUCUGCCACUCUUCAUCAUUAUUUCUCUCGAGUCUUCCAUAUAUAUCAAAUCACCUUUUCAGAUUUCUCUCAUCCCUCCUACUGUACAAUAAUCUACCAACUUACAAAUCUGUGUAAAUAAAGCAAGAGAUAAGAAAAAAAAGGUUAUAUUUU
Molecule: messenger RNA, 2276 nt
Organism: Octopus sinensis (East Asian common octopus)
Lineage: Eukaryota; Metazoa; Mollusca; Cephalopoda; Octopoda; Octopodidae
Product: membrane-associated tyrosine- and threonine-specific cdc2-inhibitory kinase
Exons: 17
Coding region: 417-2054 (545 amino acids)
Biological process (GO): protein phosphorylation
Molecular function (GO): protein kinase activity; ATP binding
Source: RefSeq, a predicted model, not a curated record